Molecule: messenger RNA, 5940 nt
Organism: Gongylonema pulchrum
Lineage: Eukaryota; Metazoa; Nematoda; Chromadorea; Rhabditida; Gongylonematidae
Source: the annotation of a GenBank genome assembly
AUGACGACAACACCAAGUCGCAAACCAGUACGGGUCGAUGUGGAGAGGUCAAAAAUUGACAGAAGCGCGGCUCUUCCAGAACUCGCUGUUGUUGGUGUACCUGCUAAAAUUUCUGCACCGAAAGUUACCGACAGGCUGAAGAAAGGAAGCAAAAUAGUUCCUAAUAUUGAGGAUUCUGAGAAACACAUUGCUAAUGAAGAAAUAGGUUCUACUCGUACAUCUUCAAAAACUUCUUCUGUGGAAAAACUUGAUUCGGAAUCAGCAAUAGGCCGAUCACUGGACUAUUCUGGCUUACUCUCAAAACAAGAAACAUCAUCUCCAGACAUUGUAAUGAGAUCGGAAUCAGAUCUCUCAGGAAAUACUCUUGAUGAGUUAUCCGUGCAACAUCCAGAAUUUACUUUACUGGAGCAAAAGUUUGAAAUGAGGGAUACUGGUGGCCAAUUUUCGCCCACCAGUGACUUGGAGGUCCCGUCAGGAACAGAGGAUGUUCAUGUGGAUGAAGAGCCUCAACUGCUCGGUCCACUACCAGCUGAAACAGCUUUAUCUCAGUUAGUUCCCGAAGUGAGCGUGUAUCCCCCAUCAGAGAAAUCAAUGGAUGAGGAAGCAGAUUCUCUCUCAAAUGAAGUGGUCGGAACAAAUUCAGCUGAGGGAUCCUUCAACAAGCUUCAUGAAACAGUGACUGAAAUCGAAAAAGCAGAACCUCAGGAGAUGGAAGAAAUCCCGGCACAAGCAUCAACGGAACUGGGUACUUUGAGGAUAUCAACAGAAGUUCAACAGGUUCCAGAAACGGCAGGGAGUGCAGAGUUACCAAAGGAAGAACUGAAAAAUACGAAAAUGUCAGAGGAAAAUAAUGAGGAAAUCACUGAUCAUGACAUAGCGGUUGUUACAGGUGAAACAAAAAGGAUGAGUGAAUUUGAAAAUGAUAUCACCACAGGGGUCGCCCCAAAAAGCAGCGGUCCGGCGGCAACUACACUCUUUGAAGAGUAUUUAGGAAAAACACCUCCUCGAAGAGAAAACGUACUGGCAGACGAGGAAGUAGAAAAGCAAAUUUCCAGCAGUGCAGCUGUGAAUCAAACAAAAAAUCUAGAACAUCUUGAGCAUUUUGGUGAAUUCACACAGAGCACAGAAUCGAAAGUACCAGACCAAGCUUCUGAGAAGGAUGCAGAAAGCGCGCUGAACGCAGAGUCAGCGGUUGAAGACCAGAAUGGGCUGUAUGGCUGGAAUAAGCCUGUGACUGCUAUAGGAAAUGACGGGGUUAGUGAUGAAAAUCUUGCAAGUUCAGAUAUUUUGCUAGCAGAACCCAGCAACUUCGAAGAAUCUGGAGGAAGUAAUGUUGAGUCAAGUAAAACAAACGCCAUAAGUGAGAGUGAAGCUGAAAAACAAGUAGAUGCAGCUGAAGAUAUAGCCCAGUUCGAAACCGAAGAGCCAUCCAUACAACCAGACAUCCUUCGAGAUUCUGAAGAUAAAGACCAAGGAAUGCAGCCUAGGGGAACUGAAACGGAACAAAGUGCGACCACCUCUUUUGAAGCCAGAGUAGAGACUGAUCAACAACCUGUGAUCGAGCAUGGAACAGAAGCAGAGACUAAAACCAAUCAACCACCAGUGGCCGAGUAUGGAACGGAAGCUCAUUUUAAAACCGACCAACCAACAGAGGAGUUCGCACCGACGUCUGUGAUUGAAGAAUCCUCUUCAUUAUCAGAGCCAAUUUCUUCAACGCUCCUGGAGAAGCUUGGAGCAAUGGGGACAUCAGAGACAAAGGGGCUGGAUGUUGCGCAACUCUCAGCAGAAUCUGGUGAAGCUGCGACACAUGUGUUGUCGGACAAUGGUAAUUUGGAGGAAGGGAAUAAUGCGACUACUGAAAGGCAAGGAAGUCGUUUUGCUUCUUCACUAGCUUCUCCACCAGAACUUGGCGUGCCGUCGAGUUCAGAAGAAUUUAUUUUUACAAAUAAGGGCGAAGAGGCUCUUCUUUCUGGCAAUGAACAAAUGGCAGAAGCAGAACUGAAUAAGUCGGAAUCCGGUACAAAAUCAACAUUUGAAACUACCGACAACGCCAAAAGGGAAGCUUCGAUGGAAGACGCCGAAAAGAAAGCUACUGAAGCCCAAAUGCCAUCAGCUUCGGCAGUGUUUGAAAGUCCGAAAAUUCAGCUUACUGCAAAGGCAGUUCAAGAAGCGUCAUUGGAAACUGGUAGUGACGCCAAGAUUCACGAAACGAAUCGGAAUGCUGGUGUGGAAGAUGGCAUGAGAGCAGCAAACGAGAAGGAUAGUACAGCUUCGACGGAAGAUAUACAGAAAGUAGAAGGUUUGUCAGAAAGCAACUGUGCUCCAGCUGAAUCAGCAGAUCCCGGUGCGGCAAGAAAACAUGAAAUAUUAGAACUCAAUAUUGCAGACCUUAUGAAAACAGAGUCGAACUUACACAACGAAAAAUUAUCUGAUUCUAAUGAGCGCAUCGAAAGUAAUGAAUUUUAUGAUCAGAACGGAAAUUUCGAAGCUGCAGAGAAUGCGCGCAAAGAAACUGAAUAUGUGGAGAAAUCGAGUGGGCCUAAAGUUGAACCUUCUGUGGAACACGAAAUAAACCGAGGAGAUGACUCAGAAUCAGGAUCGGCACUUGCGGCGCCUGAUUUGGUUGCGUUCGUGUCACAUCCUGAGGAAUCUGACACGCAAAAAGAUGCAGCAUUCAGCAGCGUUCCAGAAAUGCUUUCGGAAUCUGGCUUUGGACUAAGUGUGCAAGCAGAUGUGGGGCGAACAUCACAAGACAUAUCAACGGAUCUUUCCUCUGCAGCGGUUAUGGAAGUUCAUUCUGAGAGCGUCGAAGAUAGUGAAUCCAAAGAUGCGUCACGAAAAGAAACCACUGAUGUUUCAGGGCAUUUUGGUCAAGUAACAUCAGUCGAGCCAGGACAGCGUGGUUCUGAGGGUAAACUGAGGGCUGAUGAAGCUGCAGUAGAAGAUCAGCAAAAACAACUUAACGAAGUCGAAGGUAACAACAGCAUGCAAAACGAAGAGCUGGUGGGAAAUAUCGAAUCUGUAUCUUCUGACCGAAAACUUGCGAAAACAAUCACUUCUUCAGAUCAGCCGCCAGAAAAUAAUGAACUAAGUACAGCUAGCUAUAUGACAAAUACGGAAAUAACAGAGAAAUAUACCGAUGCGGAAAUACCAAUUAAGUUGGAAAAACUCGUAGUGCCUAUGACUUCCGAAAAUAUUGUCAUUGAUGGAGUGACAGAAAGUCUUGAAGCCGUAACUACUGGUGUAUUAAGUCGAAAACUUGAGGAAUCGCAUCGGAUGGAGGACCAACACAAAAAGCAAGAUGCUGAAGCUGUGCUGGAAACGUCACAUACUGAAAAACCAAACACGCCAGAAGAUGCAGCUUUCAAGGGCAUUUCAGAAAUGCAGCCAGAAUCUGAUGCUGGAUUGAAGAUGCAAACAGAGUUGCCGAGGUCUUCACAAGAGAUAUCGUCGGAACUCUCUUCUCCCGCAGUUGUGGAAGCUUAUCCUGAAGGUAUCAGCGACAGUGAAUCGAAGGAUGCGUCACGAAAAGAAACUCUUGAUUCAGAACAGACUGAUCAGAUAGCACUGGUCGAAACAGGACAGCAUAGUUUUGAAGGCCGGAGGAGUGCUAGCGAGGUUGCAUCAGAAUCUCAGCAAAAACAGCUUAACGAAACCGAAGAUGACUAUAGUAUGCAAAAUGUAGAGGUGGCAGGAAAUAUCGAAUCUGCAUCUUCGGCUCGAAAGCUUAUGGAAAUCAACGUUUUUUCUGACCAACCGCUAGAAAAUGACGAAAAAAACGCCAAAAGCUUGACAACAAAUGCGGAAAACGCAGGAACAUUUAUAGAAAUGCCGAUUGAAUCGGCGCCUGUAAGUCUCGAAAAUAUUAUCACUGAUGGAGUGACAGAAAACUUUGAAGCCAUAAUUACGGGUGUACUGGAUUCGAAACCUGAAGAAUUGCUUGGGGCGGAGGAACAACACAUAGAACAAAAUGCUGAAACUGUACCUGAUUUGGUUGUGCUGGGGAAGUUACAUCCUCAGGAACCCAACGCGCAAAAAGAUGAAGCAUUCAGAGGCGUUCCAGCGAUGCAACCAGGAUCUGAUGUUAGGUUAAGUGCGCAACCAGAUUUGGAGCGAUCUUUACAGAAAGAAGUAUCACCGGAUCUUUCCUCACCAGUGGUUGUGGGAGCUCACUCUGGGGGGGUCAGCGAUAGCGAAUCCAAGGAUGCGUCGCGAAAAGAAACUGUUGAUGUUCCGAAGCUGUAUGAUCAGAUAGCAUCAGUUGAGAAAGUACAGCAUAGUUCUGAUGAGGAUCAUUUGAGUGCUGAUGCAGCUGCAUUAGAAGCUCAGCAAAAGCAGCUUAGCGGGGCUGAAGCUGAAAGGAUGCAAAAUGAAGAGCUGGCAAGAAGUAUCGAAUCUGCGUCUUCUGGCCUAGAGUUUACGCAAAAAACUAUUUCUUCAGACCAAAAUAACAAAAUAAGUGCUGAGAACUUGAUGAAAAACGCGAAAACAGCAGAGGAAUACGCUGAAAUGGGAAUGCCGAUGGAGUCGGAAAGACUUACUGCAGCGCCUAAAAGUAUUAUUGAUGGAGUGACUGAAAGCCUUGAAGCCAUAAUUGCAGGUAUAGCGGAUCUGAAACCUGAAGAUUUUCACGGCAUGGAGGAAAAUCAUACAAAACAAGAUGCUGAAGUUCCAGAAUACAGUCGAGCAGAAAAGUCACUUUACACGGUAACCAUUCCUUUCCUAGAUACUGUGAACCCUGUUUCUCACAGAAUUUCAGCUGAAAAGGAUGAUGUGGAACUGAGUGUUCCUGAACAUCUAACUGAAGAAGAUACACUUGAAGAAACUGGCCAGGGAAAAUCAGGAUCUGCUCCUCCGGAAGUUUCUUCUGAAAGAUUUGCUGAUGAACAACUGCUGCCAUCCGUUGUUGAAAAUUCUCCCGCGCGUAUGCGUGAUGUUUCCGAAGAAACGGUGAUUUCGGGAAUUUCCGAAUAUGGUGAAGUGAUUCAAGAAAUUUUCUUAUGUGAUAGCAAUGCAACAGCAAUUGAAGAAGCCAGUUUCAUUCCCGAGUCUAGUGCAGGCACCGCGAAACAACAGGAGCAGACCUCGCCACCAACAAAUUUGAUCAGUAAGCCAGUCCUGGAGUUUCACAAAAAGAGGGAAGUGUCGGAAGAAGCUGGGAACACAAAGUAUUUGGGAAUUCAUGAAGUAGACAAGGGCGCAGCGGAAGUCGAAUCCGAAAUAACUCGGACAACAGGUAAAAACGAACUUGGUAAUGAACUCAAUACGUUUUUGGAGCAGUAUAUGGGCGAAAUUCUACAAAAUGUCGUGUACGAAAUUGGUAGAGCUUUAAAAUCCGAAAGCCCUAAAGAAGAGUGCGCUAAAAACUUUGAAUUUUUGGAGACGAAGAAGUUCGGUGAGGAUGAAUCAAUGCCGCUUGCUUACGAAGAAUUUGUUUCUCGGGUAAAUUCCGUACAUGAGGACCACAGUUUUCAGUCUCAGUCAACCGCUUCUCACACCGGAAUAAAUGACGAAGCGAGAAAGUUUGACAGUGGAGCACACUUAAUUCAUGAACGGUCCGCGACAUCAUCUGAAAAACUCGUCGGUGUCGAGUAUUUUGUAACUUGUUUACCAAAUGGUUCGAGACAAGGGAAGGAUUCCGUCUUUCCAGUGAAAUCUUCCGCGGAAGUUGAAUUUUUAGGGAUGCAGGAGGAGGAGCUGAGCCAUGGAAAAUGCGCGGUGGUGGAUUCAGUGGAGUUAACAACAAACGGUAAAAGUGUGGACGAAAUUCAGCACCUGCGGAUUGUCCAUGGCCUUAAUGGAUAACUAAUAGGAUGUUUGAGGGCUUUGUCAAGCAACGCUGAGUCCAGUACGGAUACACCUGACGAAAAUGCCAAUGUUUCUCCACUGCAACAAUCGGACGAUAUGAAAUCAACAAAGAACGAGACUUGCAGCAAUCAG